UCAUCAAAUCUCUCUCUCGCUCUACAGAUUUCUCUCUCUCUCUCUAAAAGGGGAGGAAAAGGCAUGGACUCGUCGGUGGCCCUGUGGUGCGCCGGCGCCCUCAUCGCCGGCGGCAUCUACUGGUUCGUCUGCGUCCUGGGCCCCGCCGAGCAGAAGGGGAAGCGGGCCACCUCCAUCUCCGGCGGCUCCAUCGCGGCGGAUGAGGUCCAGGGCAACUACGACAGCUACUGGUCCUUCUUCCGGCGCCCCAAGGAGAUCGAGACCAAGGAGAAGGUCCCCGACUUCGUCGACACCUUCUACAACCUCGUCACCGACAUCUACGAGUGGGGUUGGGGCCAGUCCUUCCACUUCUCCCCCGCCGUCCCCGGCCGCUCCCACGCCGACGCCACCCGCCUCCACGAGGAGAGGGCCGCCGACCUCAUCCGCGCCGACGCCGGCGGCCGCGUCCUCGACGUCGGCUGCGGCGUCGGCGGCCCCAUGCGCGCCAUCGCCGCCCACUCCCGCGCCCGCGUCGUCGGCAUCACCAUCAACGAGUACCAGGUCGCCCGCGCCCGCGCCCACAACAAGAAGGCCGGCCUCGACGGCCUCUGCGAGGUCGUCUGCGGCAACUUCCUCGAGAUGCCCUUCCCCGACGCCUCCUUCGACGGCGCCUACUCCAUCGAGGCCACCUGCCACGCCCCACGCCUCGACGACGUCUACGCCGAGGUCCUCCGCGUCCUCAAGCCCGGCUCCCUCUACGUCUCCUACGAGUGGGUCACCACCGACAAGUACCGCGGCGAGGACCCCACCCACGUCGACAUCAUCCAGGGCAUCGAGCGCGGCGACGCCCUCCCGGGCCUCCGCAGCCACGUCGACAUCGCCGCCACCGCUCGGCGGGUCGGGUUCGAGGUGCUGGAGGAGCGGGACCUGGCGGCUCCCCCCGCCGGCCCCUGGUGGACGAGGCUGAAGAUGGGCCGGAUCGCCUACUGGAGGAACCACAUGCUGAUCAAGAUCUCGGCCGCGCUCGGGGUCGCGCCCAAGGGGACGGUGGACGUCCACGACAUGCUGUUCAAGACGGCGGACUACUUGACCCGCGGCGGCGAGACCGGGAUCUUCACCCCGAUGCACAUGAUCCUCUGCAGAAAGCCCAGGGACUCCUCCCCAGCCGCCGAUUCUUCUUCUUGAAGGGGGGAAAUCCGCGGACCCAUGGUAACGAACCACACCCCAAUUUCAACGUUCCCUUUUCGUUCUUCUUUUUUCUUUGGCGUUGCUCAACUGAGUUAUGAUGAUGACUGAGAUUAUUCAUCACUGGGGGAGAGAGAGAAAAAGACCCAAAGAAAAAAAAAAACAAGAAAGCCAUUUCUGUUGGGUUCCUUUUUCUUUUUUCUUUCUUUUCGCUUCGAUUUUGGGGUUAUAGUUUCUUCCUUGUACGCUUUUGGGUUUCGCAAUUUGAAUACUGGUUCAGGUA
Molecule: messenger RNA, 1447 nt
Organism: Syzygium oleosum
Lineage: Eukaryota; Viridiplantae; Streptophyta; Magnoliopsida; Myrtales; Myrtaceae
Product: 24-methylenesterol C-methyltransferase 2-like
Exons: 1
Coding region: 64-1164 (366 amino acids)
Biological process (GO): steroid biosynthetic process
Molecular function (GO): S-adenosylmethionine-dependent methyltransferase activity
Source: RefSeq, a predicted model, not a curated record